Messenger RNA from Fundulus heteroclitus (mummichog), 2089 nucleotides. It is a transcript of the gene xxylt1, whose product is annotated as xyloside xylosyltransferase 1. Bases 233 to 1444 code for a protein of 403 amino acids. The transcript has 5 exons. NCBI's taxonomy places the organism in Eukaryota, Metazoa, Chordata, Actinopteri, Cyprinodontiformes, Fundulidae. The record is from RefSeq and is a predicted model, not a curated record. Gene Ontology annotation, molecular function: UDP-xylosyltransferase activity.
CAAACACGACGGCGGUGGGCGUGGCCAAGCAUGUGUCACAGGGGUCCGCUGGUUGCUAGGCUAUUAGCAGGCGGUUUCUGCUCUUCUGCAGACUUUUGGGCUGCAUGUGCUUAGCUGGAAAUCCUGAAACGAGCGGACUAUGAAAACCCCGUGACGUGUCCAGGGCGACAGAGGAGGGCCCCCUUUUGCCAACUAGCAGAAAAUGGUGACUAUCUUCACAUGACCGGUGAACAUGGGCUUCUUAGGGCUGGUAGCCAGAAUCAUGGGAAGGAUCAGCACGUUCAGAUCCUAUCAGUGCGUGCUUCUGCUGGCCGCCACGCUUGCUGUCAUAGCUUUUUACUACUUCGGCUCGGAGCGGCACAGCUUCUCCAGCACCACGAAGAGGAUAAGGCAGACCCAGGCCAACACCAACCGAAACGACGCCGACCUCACCGUGGACACCAGGAUCUCACGCCUUCCUGCGUCCGAGGAGCAAAGAGGGGAAGAGCUGGACGUCGGAGAGGAAAGGGAAGCGUUCAGGGCGAAUAAAGGGAGCCCCCGUGCUGGCGGCCAGCACUACUACCACGCUCUCAUGAUGUUCACCAAGGUGGACAGGAGCAGGAGCCUGCAGGAGAAGUUCAAGGUGGCCAUGUUGUCGAUGGUGAAGCACGCGCGGUUCCUGGAAGGAGAAGCUUUGCUGCUUCAUUUUGUGAGCGACCAGGCCAGCCAGGAGCUGGGCCAGAGGAUGCUGCAGGAGUUUCUGCGGGAAGCCACGUUUAAAUACGAGAUCGUCUUCCACGAUGUGGUGGAACUCACGCAGAAGCUGUUCCCCAUCGUGGAGGCCAUGCAGAAGCAUUUCAGCGCAGGCUCCGGGGCGUACUACAGCGACUCCAUCUUCUUCCUGUCGGUGGCCAUGCAUCACAUCAUGCCUGAGAGUCUGACCCAAAUAGUGCAGCUCGACCUGGACCUCAAAUACAAAACCAACAUCAGGGACCUUUUCCAGGAAUUUGACAACUUUCCUCCGGGAGCGGUCAUAGGAAUCGCCAGAGAGAUGCAGCCAGUCUACAGACACACCUUCUGGCAGUACCGUAAGGAGAACCCUAAGACCAGAGUAGGAGAGCCUCCUCCUGAGGGCCUCCCAGGCUUUAACAGCGGGGUGAUGCUGCUGGACCUGAGCGCCAUGAGAGCGUCGGCUCUCUACAACCAGCUGCUGAAGCCCAGCAAUGUGGCCAAGCUAGCGGACCAGUAUUGCUUCAGGGGCCACCUGGGAGACCAGGACUUCUUCACAAUGAUCGGCAUGGAGCAUCCCGAACUCUUUUACCCUCUGGCCUGCGGCUGGAACCGCCAGCUGUGCACCUGGUGGAGGGACCACGGCUACGGAGAUGUGUUUCAGCUGUAUUACGGCUGCGAUGGGCCCGUUUACAUCUAUCACGGGAACUGUAAUUCCCCCAUUCCAGACGACUGAGUCGUGCGCUGCUGCCUUUCUGGCACUGAGAAGAAAAAAAAAUAUUGAUUGUGUAGCAGAAGGAAACAUUUCUUUAUGUUAAUGUGUGAUCUAAGACUUGUUUUCUAGAGAAGUUGACUUCCUUUUCCAGUCAUGGACCCUCUGCUGGCAGAGGGCGUACCAAAGAGCUGCCUACCUGAGAAUGGGCUUUGCUGCUGUUUGUUGUGUUACGUUUGGGCCAAAGCUGCCGUCUCAGACAACAGCAACGCAGAGGGAGUUUGCUUUUGCAUAGAUGGCUUUGACACGUGCAGCACCUCAUGUCAUGAGAAUACCUUUCAUUCCAGAUACAAUGAAAGGAAACCUUGUGGUUUAUGGUGCCAGAGGGAGCUCAGAACUCAGGAGCCAUUUUCAAUUAAAGGGAUAUUAAAUGUCGUAACUCCGUAUUUUGAAGACACUCUGUUGUCUAACAGAUCAAGGGGAAGUCCAGACUUAUCCGUCUGUAUUAUUCUUCAUUUAAUGAAGAAUCCUUAUUUGCACAAUUAUCUCCUGAGGUGCUAGAAAAGCCUCCAGAACAAGAGUUGACCUUCUUUAUUAGCUUGUUGAGCUUUUUUAAAUUGCUGGCUCUGCACUGCAAAAACGGAUCUAAAAACAAGUAAAACGUUCUUG